Messenger RNA from Mesorhabditis spiculigera, 4218 nucleotides. Lineage: Eukaryota; Metazoa; Nematoda; Chromadorea; Rhabditida; Rhabditidae. The record is from the annotation of a GenBank genome assembly.
AUGACGACUAACCCAACGGCUGUCCUGGUGCUAUGCGGCUUCUUGGUGGGCGUUGUCUACAAAUUUUCCGAAGAUCUAGGAAUCACGCGUACACUAGCUCGCAAAGAGGGCCUCGAAAAAUACCUGAAUACCAAAUGCAUCGAGGAAUUUCAUAUUCUGCUAAAUUAUCACGUCCAGCUGGCGAGGGCGUAUAAAAAUUCCCCGAAAUUCGGCUUCACCUGGAUCGCUGAGUUGGUACAUGGAAACGCGAAUUUCCUCUGGCACACCGACACCUUUUUCGAGAAAUUCUUUCGUGACAAUGCAAAGACGUUUGCCAACUCGUUUGUGUUUUUCAUGGGUGACCAUGGGGCCAGGAUGGGGCCGACGGUCAACACUCCGUUAGGUCAGCGAGAAAUCAACAACCCGAUGCUGGUGAUGACAGUUCCGGAAUUUUUGAGGGACAACGAUGAGCUUAUGAACAACCUCAAAGAACAAUCCGUCAACCUGCUCACUCACUACGAUAUCUACGCGACUCUCCAGGAUAUUCUCAAGAAUGCCCAUUACACAAACUAUACAAAAUUCGACUACGAGCCGAUCCUAAACCCAAAUCCAAACAAUGGGACGUCACUAUUGAGGCCGCGAGGCCCGUUUUCGGAUAGAAAUUGCCAACGGAUUCCAAUCAAUGGAGACUACUGUCUAUGUCACUUUAAUAAAACGGACAAGAACUAUCGAGAUAUGGCUAGCUUUGCGGUGAGGACAAUAAAUGAGUAUUUGGAGAGGGAGGAGCUAUUGGAGCUGUGUGUUCCGCUGUCUUUAAUAAGGCGAAUCCGCAUCGAUUCUGACAACGGCCACCCGAAAUUUGUGGCCUCCGGCUACCCUGUACGCCUAAAUCAAAAAUGCUAUGCCAUUCUGGCUGCUUUUCAAGUCCUCCGGACGCCGGCCAUGAUUCUGACGAUCUUCCUGCUCCUCUUCGACACCGGGAUUUAUGCUGAGGAGAUGUCCUACGACCAACCGACAUGCGUGCACAACCUCUGCAACGCGACCGCACUGUACGGUUAUUUGGGAGCUUUAAAUUGCUACCCGGGCGAUCGUUCCCUCGACCUCGUCUGCCCCGGGUCGAAGAACGAGCCGCGCGGUGAAAUCAACUACCAAUUCACUGGUUACCGGACGGUGCAGCACAAGUCGUUCUUCUGGCUGAACGGCAAGGACGUUCGCCGUGAGGACAUCACUCGCUGCGUUGACCCGCUGGAAUUUGACGAGAAGCUGCUCAAGGAGCGCCCCAGGGAGCAGAUGGCGACGGACCACGAGUGGCACGGUGUGAACUGCCAGACGUGGUCGGACAAAUGGGGAUGUCUGGAAUGCCCGUUUCAAUAUGAGCCGGGCAAUCGGAGUUGGAGCAUCCAGAAUCAGCUGAAUGGCACGUACACCACCUGCAACCCCUUGCCCUACGACCAGAACGCCAUCGACGACCUGGCCCCGAAAACGUUCGGCAACGCCAGCAGAAUCGCCUUGCCCGCCGGGAGAUAUUGCCCAGACGGCUACUUCCGAUAUGGGCCCUGGAGCAGAUGCUCGACCUGCACACCCGGCUGCCUGAGGUGUACGGACGAAAAAAGCUGCCUCUUAUGUGAGAUCGGCUACCAACCGUCGCUGAACAACCAGCUCUGCUCAACAGCCAGCAGGACCAUGUGCCCGGGAGGCUUCUUCGCGCAGGAUGGGCAAUGCAAAAAAUGCUCAUACAUCACGCCGCACUGCGAGAAAUGCGAUAAGCAUGGCGUUUGCCUAAGUUGCGGUGACUCGCUGGUGCUGGCCCACGGGAAGAAUGGCAUGGUGUGCUUGGAUUUGUGCGUCAGGGGCACCUACUACGAUGUGUUCACAAAGCAAUGCACCCAGUGCCCGAGCUGGUGUUCCCGCUGUUUGAGGAUGAGCAGCUUCUACACGAAGAAGAUUCUCACCCAGGAAACCGACCUGCCCGACGAGUUCGUCGAGUACGUGCGGCGGCUGCGCGACUGCAUGCCGUGCCUCGACCCGGACCGCUGUCUCCGAUGUGAUUGGUACCUGGGCAGCAACCGAACUAACGACCAGCAUUUGAUCCCGGUUAUGUACGCCGAAGCGCCCUACAUGUAUCCGCACAAAGAUGAAGUGAAAGUUUCCUGGUUUUGCGCCGGGCAGGACAACUGCGCGCUGAUCCCGUGGAAUGAGGAAAAGUUGAUCCGACGCCGCGCGAUCUCCGACGUGACGCAACUGAUGGUCGCCCGUCGCCACGCCCGUUCAACUACGGACCUCCGUGGCCCGCAAGUACCGGAAAAGCUGGCCUCACCCGACGACAUCGAACAGCGCAACCCGUUGAUGAAUCGCCGCAUCAUCAUCCGUUACAUUCUGAAGCGGAAGUUAGCCCAGAAGCCGAAACCGCCCGAGGUCAUCAAGGGGCCGUCAUAUAGCAUCUCAACCACCCAAGUCAGCCCCCCGACGGAGUCCCCGAAAAAGAAGGGCGCCACCGACUCGGGCAAGUCGGGAAAAUCCGGGAAAUUGUCGAAGCACUCGCGCGUCUCGGCGAAGACGUUCAAGGAGGUGUUGUUCUCGCCGGUGCCGGAGAGUUUGGAGAUUGAUGCUACGAUCGUGCCGACGGCGUCCCCCGAGGGCAACCACUUUGGCAAGAGCCCCCUAAAAGCCGACAAGAAGCCGCCGACCCCGCAGAAGAACCGCUCUGGCCUCCUGCCGCCCGCCAACCGCAAGCCGUCCAUCGGCCAUCUUGACAGGAUGGCCUACGAUCAACCCACCUGCCUGCACGACUUCUGCAGGCUAGAGCCAACCUACCCGGACGAUCAUUCCCUCGAUCUCGUGUGUCCAGGCGCAAAGGACGAGGCGCGCGGCCAAAUCAACUACAACUUCACUGGUUACCGUACGCUGCGCCACAAGUCGUACGUCGUGGUUAACGGGGUGAGGGAGCCGACACGUCUCGAUCAAACCCGCUGCUUCGACCCGCUGGAGAAACCGGACGGGUAUACGAUGCUGACGACGGACAACGAGUGGUACGGCGUGAAUUGCCAGACGUGGAGCGAAAAAUGGGGAUGUCUGGAGUGCCCGUUCGGCUACCGCUACUCGGAAGAUGAUCGGAUAUGGAACUCGCAGCUACAGAUGAACGGCACCUACACGACAUGCAGCGCGCAGCCCUACAAGGAGGAAGUAGCCGCCGUCAUGGCCCCGACCAACUUCCAGGAGGCCAUCAAGCUCACCCUGCCCAAUGCCAGAUUUUAUGGACCGACGAAUCGCCACUGCUACGGCUGCAAGUCGUUCGGCAUGCUCGACGCGGACAACAUGCAGUACGUCAUGCCGCUCCUCGGCGUCUCGAGGACGAUCUACGGCGUCGAGCUGCCCGACUUUUUCACCAAGGACGCGGGCGAGCGGGCGAAGAUCGUCUACUCGGCCCUGUUCGGCAACCUGGAGAUGUACUGGAGUUAUUGGCAUAGGAGAAUUCGACGACGUGCCAUCGCAGAUGUGGCGCGAUUCGUGGUCGCCCGCCGCCACGCCCGUUCAACUACCGAUCUCCGCGGGCCACAAGUGCCGAAAGCCAUGGGUUCCGCCGACGAAACUGAACAUCGCAACCCGCUGAUGGACCGCCGCGUCAUCAUCAGGCACAUUUUGAAACGGAAGCUGGCCCAAAAGCCGAAGAUGCCCGAGGUUAUCAAGGGGCCGUCAUACAGCGUCUCUGCCACCCAACCCAGCCCACCGACGGAGUCGCCGAAAAAGAAGGGCCACACCGACUCGGGCAAGUCCGGCAAGUCCGGGAAAUCCGGCAAGCAGUCGAAGAACUCGCGCGUCUCAGCGAAGAGCUACAAGGAGGUGCUGUUCUCGCCGGUGCCGGAGAGCCUGGAGAUUGACGCGACGAUCGUGCCAACGGAGCCCGCCGAAGUCAGCCCGUUCGGCAAAAGCCCGCUGAAGCCAAUUACGCGUCAAAGCGAACCCGACAAGAAGCCGCCGACCCCGCAGAAGAAGUCCGGCAUGCUACCGCCCAUCGUCCGCAAGGCGUCCACCGGCCAGAGCGACCACAUUGGUGACAAGAAGAAGUCGUCGAACAGCGCCGAGGUGUCGGCCGGAAUCAGCGCGGGUUCCGGCGCUGGGGCCGUCGCCGUCAAAUCACCGCAGCGGUUCCCCGGAAAUCGCACGAAAAGCCGUCACGACAACCGUCAAAAGUCCCGCCGCUCCCAGCCCUCCGGCGCCCGUUCUGGCCGCCAGCUUCAA